Messenger RNA from Oncorhynchus tshawytscha (Chinook salmon), 3006 nucleotides. Its product is annotated as SREBP regulating gene protein. The coding region runs from base 640 to 1239 and encodes 199 amino acids. Lineage: Eukaryota; Metazoa; Chordata; Actinopteri; Salmoniformes; Salmonidae. The transcript is spliced from 5 exons. The record is from RefSeq and is a predicted model, not a curated record. Gene Ontology annotation, biological process: positive regulation of SREBP signaling pathway.
CCCUGUAUGAUGACGUCAGUGAAAUUGUAAAUCUACCAACUAGCGUUCACUUUCCCACCACGCCACACCGAGUUUGGAAAAUGUUUUGAUGGUGGACGUCAGAUUUAAAAAAUGUUAGUUUAUUUCCGAGGCUUUCUCUGUAAUUUCUCUGAAGUGAAUGUCGGCAACAGGUGUCUCUUGUAGAGUUAUAGCCAGUUAGCGAUGAAUCUUACAGCAGGCUACUAAUGUUAGCUAGCUCAUGCUAACUCUAGCAGCUGGAUGAGUACAGUAGCUAGCCCAGUGUCGUUAGCGUGUCCACAGGCUAACAAAGCAGUCUUUAUCCAAAACGGCUUGCUAAUAUUUACUUUUUUUAGCUAGCUACCUAGCACUACGGAAAUAUAUAUAUUUUUUUACAGCUCAUGUAUUCACAGCUACCACGUUUUCAAGCCUAGUAUUGCUAGCUAGCUAGCUAGCUAGCAAAAUGGGUUAGUUUGCGGUUAUGGUGUUGACCAAACAGUUACUCUGUCAUAGCCAGACACCCCAGUUCAACUGCAAGUCUCUACUUAACAGUUUAUCCAGCUUGCUUGUUAUUGGAGCAUUCCUGCAAUUAAAUUCCUCUGGCUGGACUGGGUGGUCGCGGGGAUCUCCUAAGGUCAUGCCAUGGUGCUACGAAGAUUACUGAGAAAACGUUGGGUGCUAGGUGUGGUGUUUGGACUUUCUUUGAUCUACUUCUUAACCAACACCCUGAAACAGGAGGAGAGAACCAUAAGGGAUCGCACCCUGUUGGAGGCCAGGGACCCGGACCACCGGAUCCCAUGGAAGGUCAGGUUUAACCUGGGCAACAGUAGCAGGCCAAUCACUCAGUGCCGGAACUCCAUUCAGGGCAAGUCACUGCUCACAGAUGAACUGGGUUAUGUGUGCGAGAGGAAGGAUCUGCUGGUGAACGGUUGCUGUAAUGUCAACGCUCUGAGCUCCAGACAGUACAUCUGUAAAAGUUGUCUGGCCAAUGGCUGCUGUAACAUCUACGAGUACUGUGUGUCCUGCUGCCUCCAGCCUGAUAAGCAACUUCUACUAGAGCAUUUCCUGAACAGAGCUGCAGACGGCUUUCAGAACCUCUUCACCGCCGUGGAGGACCACUUUGAGCUGUGUUUAGCUAAGUGUCGAACUUCAUCGCAGAGUGUCCAACAUGAAAAUACCUACAGAAAUCCACAAGCAAAAUACUGUUAUGGAGAAAGUCCACCUGAACUCCUGCCUAUAUGAUUGUUCGAUCCUCUGGGACCUACGAGACUGAAAAGAAACUAAUAAUAGUCCAACUAAGAGCUAAGGGACACACCUUGAUGCUGCUUGAAAAGACGGGCUUCAUCUUGUGUCCCAUACUGGCCUUGAACAGUCUGAUACCAUACAGUGCCAUCAAGAACACCAGAGCCAUAUACUGUAUAGAGGGAGUUUGGCAAACUUUGACUGGCGACAACGGACACCAUGUUGAACCUUUCGAUAUAAUGUGAGUAAUCGUCUCUACAUAUGGCUCUGAAGAACACUAUCGUAACCUCACAACUAUGGACAAAUACUUUAUGAUUUUUCUAUAUUAUUUACACUUCAUAAGUGCAUAGCUUCAUAACUUCAUCAGUGAUGAUCAUCAGGUCUCAUUUGCUCACCAGUUGGGAUUCGCCUCAUGCUGCCCAUUGUUUCACAUCAUGGGCGUGUUCAUUAGGGCAUGCAACUGAAAGUGUUUUAAAAUGUUUCGCAACAGAACUAAAAUGUGGGUUUCUUAUUGGUUAAGUCCCUCCCUGUUUAAGUUGUUUUCUUCCAAAUGAACAUGGCCCAUGUUAUAAAGGUUUUUAUUUCAAGCCUGAUCAAUGUACUGAAGGAUGGUAUUAGUUAAGUCUUCAUUGUUGAGAAACAAACUACAAAGAAUGUGUCAUCACUUGUGUGUAGUUGUGCAUGCAUAUUGACUGACGGCUAUUUAGUAACGUGACUGAAAGUAAUCUGCUCACGGUUUACGUUGCAAUGUCUAUUUUUUAGACCCUUUCAGAAUAAUUACCAGUAUUGCAUUUUGUAUAGAAAUUGUAUCUAUUUUACACUAUGAAAGAAUUCUAUAUUAUGAUGACUAAAGACCCUAUAGUUUAUCUGGGGUCAGAGCGCUGUAUCAACAUGUAGAAUUGGCAUAUUUGAUUGAAUAUAUGACAAAAUAACUUUUUCAACAUUGUUUUUUUCAUUGUCAAUAUACAUACAUUUUCUUUCUGCUGUGCUAUUGUUACCUAUCAUUUUGACAUGGGUUUAACAGCUUGAUCUGCUUUACCAUGCUCUGUCUACCUGCCUAUGCUAUAAUUGCCUGGCUACGCAAAGUCCUUGCUGCAGUCAAAUGCUACGCCACCCCCAUGGAAGUUCUUUUUUUGCAGUGAGUCUGGAUCUGAUUUGAGUACCUCCCCGACAAUUUCUAGAAUCAAACACAUUCUAACUGUUCGGAUCAGUCCCAGAAACUGGUGGUUUUGGCCAUUGCCAGAACACAUGUGUAAAGCAGUGUUUUUCACACUCUGCUGAUUGGUAGUGAUGAGCCAAUAGCUGAUUACUUUGUUUUAUACAACCCCCCCCCCCACCCCUGAUUUUUUACAUCGCCACAAACGACUUCAAGGAUGGCAGUCUCAUGCUGAAGUAUUUAGCGAACAUAGAGCAGUGGAAGAAUUCAGUUAGAGUCUUCAGGAAAAUGCUAUACACCCUGGAAUACAGUGAUUGGACACCAGGGCCCUCAGUUUCUAUGCAAUAUAGAAACAUAUUUAAAAAAUUGGCCAACGUACAAUCACUGGAGAAUGAACUGGAGGAUCUCCGUCGAGACUAUCCUACCAACGGGACAUAAAAAAUUGUAAUAACUUAUGUUUCACCGAGUUGUGGCUGAACCAUGACACGGAUAAUAUACAGUUGGCUGGGUUUGCCGUGCAUCGGCAGGACAGAACAGCUACGUCUGGUAAGACGAGGGGUGGGGGUGUGUGUUUAUUUGUCAAUAAAAGCUGGUGUGCAAUGUCUUAUUAA